This is a messenger RNA of Rhineura floridana, 3102 nucleotides long. RefSeq names its product ADP ribosylation factor like GTPase 5C (gene ARL5C). Gene Ontology annotation, cellular component: cytoplasm; trans-Golgi network. The transcript is spliced from 6 exons. Lineage: Eukaryota; Metazoa; Chordata; Lepidosauria; Squamata; Rhineuridae. Bases 111 to 650 code for a protein of 179 amino acids. Gene Ontology annotation, biological process: vesicle-mediated transport; intracellular protein transport; protein localization to Golgi membrane. Gene Ontology annotation, molecular function: GTP binding; GTPase activity. The record is from RefSeq and is a predicted model, not a curated record.
AGGCCCUUAAGGGCAGGGAAGGAGGGGCCUGGCCGCUGAACGCGUCAGCGGCGGAGGCUUAUAGAGCGGCGCUGGGGAACGCGUUCGCUUUGGAGGCUGCGGGGCUCGUGAUGGGGCAGCUGUUCGCCAAGCUCCUGGGUAUUUUCGGAAACCGCGAGCAUAAAGUGAUAAUUAUUGGCUUGGACAAUGCUGGAAAAACCACCAUCCUCUACCAGUUCCUAAUGAAUGAAGUCGUGCACACGUCUCCUACAAUUGGCAGCAAUGUGGAAGAAAUCGUCCUGCGCAAGACACAUUUCCUGAUGUGGGACAUUGGUGGGCAGGAAACCCUGAGGUCUACUUGGAACACCUACUAUUCCAACACAGAGUUUGUCAUUCUUGUGAUUGAUAGCACAGACCGUGAGAGGCUGACCGUGACUAAGGAGGAGCUAUACAAGAUGCUAGCUCAUGAGGACCUACGCAAUGCAGCUGUGCUGAUAUUUGCCAACAAGCAGGAUAUCAAAAAUUCCAUGUCUACCUCCGAGAUCUCAAACUUCCUCACCCUGAGCUCUAUCAAAGACCACCCAUGGCAUAUUCAGGGAUGUUGUGCACUCACAGGAGAAGGCCUUCCAGCUGGUUUAGAAUGGAUGAUUUCUCGAGUUGGAGCCAAGUGACAUCAGCCAAAGUCACUGCAGGGAAGGAGAAAGCAAACAAACUUUUGCGUGUAUUUAUUUCUAUUUUUGCAAACACUCAGGACUUAACAGGACCUUGACUGGCAUUCCCUUUGCUUUCCAAAGCCAUCAGAACUUGAUUUUAUACAUUUAUUGAAAACCUGCGAUAUUACAGGAUGUAACUAUGAAUUGUGCCUGCAGAGAAGGGGUCAAGAGCAGCCGUUUGAACCAACCUUGCCUUACGAGAAGGGAAAUCCACUUUGUAACAUUGCAGAGGGGAGCAAUGUUAAAGGCUUUGCUCGUACGCCUUGCUUGACAGGAACAGCGCCAGCAUGCCUUCUAAAAUGUUGGCCUUUUGAACUUUUUUCCCCAAAGUUUGUGAAAAAGCUACUGAAUUGGGGGGGGGGGAACAAGCAGCAUCAGCCUUCCUCAAAAAGAAAAAUGCUUUGCCUUGUCAUUGUGGGAUCAACAAACAAGUGCGGUACAGCAUGCUUUGACCUUUCACUGUGGCCUCUGGCAUACCUGGACGCUGCUUUCCACGUUGAGAAGAUACACAACAUCUUCCCCAAGGAUUGCUCCCAUUUCACUGUGGAUUAAUGACAGGAUAAUCUGGGUGCUGAGCUGCCCUUUGGUGCUUCUCUUCCAAUCCAUUUUCGUAGAGUCCUGUCCUUCUCUUGUGUGGGUCUGACUUGUCAAGAAAACAUCAUCGGGGGGGGGGUUCUCUUGGUGUAUCAGGGCAAGUCUUGGGCAUGAAAUCCAUAGGAAGCUGUGGCAUGGCUGAAAGCAGUUCCUGUGAGAGUGGCAGAAUCUUCAUCUGGAAAAAGGUGUCCCCCUCCCCCCAAAAAUCAUACCAAGUUUUUCUUCCUUGCUUGAACUGAUGAUAUGAGCUUAUUUUUAGACGUUUUGCAAACGUCAUGGCGAUUUGGAAGAAUGGAGAACUAUAUUGUAACCACUGUCCACAUGUGACUGUACACAUGACUACCCUGUCCUGAGAGUCUACAAAACUUCCUCUGCAAGCCCACAAAGUGUGGGGAGGCAGACUAGACAUGAUAAUUUGUAUGCCUUAUAAACAAUUGUUUUGUUUACAAUUAACACACAUGGGUUUUUUGGUUGCAGUUUACACAUAUAGCAGAAUUAGAUGGCGAAGUAGACCAUACCAUUUUGGACUAUGGGUGAGGGAGUAUUCAAAAGUGGUGUCCCUUACGUUUCAUUUAAAAAAUCCUCGCUGCAAAUAGAAAACUAGAGCAUGAGAGAAGAUUCUGGCACAGCCCUUGCCUGCUAAGCUAGUUCUCUAUUUGUGUGGAGUUUUUAAUGUAGAAUACCUUUAGAAAUGUGACUGCAGUCUCAAGCGGCACAGUCCAUUCUAGUGCCUCACCAUCUGACCACCUCAUUCUGUUGCAUGUGUAGGCCAGGGCAUAGAAAGAACUUCUACCUUUUGCCUUAGUUUCCCCAACAUAGUGGCCAGUAACUACCUUUUGGAAGGGUGUACAGUAUGCUCUAUAAAGGUAUAGGGACAUGUAGUCUAUAAGUGCAAAGCUCUGCUGUGUUUUAACAGAGAAAAAUUUCCCCCUCUCACAUCUUAAGUGUUUUCCCAUUGUGGGUUUUACAUAUUUCCAAAUGUCUGUUUGGACUUUUUUAUUAAAAUGUUUUUCUUAAAUGUAUCCUCAUUCUGCACAGUCAUGCCUUGUUUACUGCCAGAGCUUCCUGUAAACAAAACUUGCUCAGUGUUAGUUCUCACCAGAGCUACUCUUGCACUGCCAUUAUGUCAUAUGACUUCUCAAGAUCUUAUGUAAUUUGCAUCUGCAAACGUCAGCAUUGUAGCCAUUGCUGCCUAGCAUCCUGGCUUGUUAAAUACUGGUGCUGUAGUUGGUAAGCUCCAUCUGAAGUGCAUAAUUGGGACUGGUGCAUCAAAUUUUAAAGCUUAAAAUCUUAAAACCCUAAUUUCUGGACAGUAUUACUUGGAUUGUUUGAUCAGUCCAGUCCUCUAGAAGUCUGGAACAGACAAGUAUCCUACCUUUUAUUCCCCAGCAUACAUUCUGAGGUUAAUUCUUUUUUUAACAAUACCCCAGCUAGUUGAGAACUUGCUUGCCAUUUUGUGUAAUAUAAGUUAUUAAGGAAGUGGAUGCAACCUAAGCUUCUGAUUGGUCACUUAGGCAUCAGAGAUGGGGCUGCUGUCACCACUGGAUAAAACAAUCCAACUCUGUCAAGUGGCUGUGUGUACUGGUCUCAAAUUUCCAUAAAUAGGUGAUGCAUCACCUCGGUAUUUUGUCUCCUUGGAACCAUCUGAUUUAGGAGUCCAAAAAUGUUCUUUCUUGGAAUCUCUUUUAGAUAAGAAACUGUGCAUGUGCCCUGAAACUCACAACUCUGCAGAUUUUAUUUGCAAGUUGGUGUGUGUAAUUUUUGCUUAACUUUUCCUCGCUCUGUUUCCCAAAUAAACUUGUGUUUUAUAUAUGAA